Molecule: messenger RNA, 420 nt
Organism: Olea europaea var. sylvestris
Lineage: Eukaryota; Viridiplantae; Streptophyta; Magnoliopsida; Lamiales; Oleaceae
Product: transcription factor RADIALIS-like
Exons: 2
Coding region: 1-420 (139 amino acids)
Molecular function (GO): DNA-binding transcription factor activity
Source: RefSeq, a predicted model, not a curated record
AUGGCUUCUAGCUCGAUAUCUUCCCAUGCCUCAGGCACUUGGACUGCCCAGGAGAAUAAGAAGUUUGAGAAAGCUGUUGCCGUUUAUGAUACUAACACACCUGACCGUUGGGCCAAAGUUGCAAGGGCUGUUGGAGGGAAAACCCCAGAAGAGGUGAAGAGGCAUUAUGAAAUUCUUGUGGAAGAUGUCAAAUACAUUGAGAGUGGCCAAGUGCCCUAUCCCUACUGCAGAGACUCUCGAGCUGCCUGUAACAGGGGAGCAUUUGUAGGUGAAGGGGAUGAGUUAGGUAAUGAGGAUGGAGAAUUGCAUGGGGAUGGUGGUGUGAUUGGAGGAGAUAAAUUGAGACACUACAAGGAGUUAGAAGUUGGGUUUCAAACAAUAUCAGUCGUAUCAUUGAUUGAGGAAGAGUUAACAGGUUGA